Pecten maximus is the source of this 3115-nucleotide messenger RNA. RefSeq names its product inositol hexakisphosphate kinase 1-like. The record is from RefSeq and is a predicted model, not a curated record. The coding region runs from base 364 to 1692 and encodes 442 amino acids. Gene Ontology annotation, biological process: inositol phosphate biosynthetic process; phosphatidylinositol phosphate biosynthetic process. Gene Ontology annotation, molecular function: inositol hexakisphosphate kinase activity. The transcript has 5 exons. Gene Ontology annotation, cellular component: cytoplasm; nucleus. NCBI's taxonomy places the organism in Eukaryota, Metazoa, Mollusca, Bivalvia, Pectinida, Pectinidae.
AUUAAAAUACAGGUCGCAAGGCUGUCCAGUCAAAGUUACUCAAAAGCUUCCUUCAGGGUACAUGCCACUGGUUUUGCUGACAUUCAUCAGCCUCUAGAAAGUUCAUUAGCCAGAUGUCAGGAGUGAUUUGAUUUUAUGUCGGAGCUUGAUAUAAUAAUCCAUACUACAGUGAGGGGUUUGUGUGGCAGAAGUUUUCAAAGCAUGUCUGUGAACAGUAACAAAGUAUAUAUAUAUGAAAUUAUACCUGGGUACAGUGAAGAUGUUGAUGAUGGUAGUUUAUUUUACUUUGUUACAGAGUGUGGAAACUUCGUGAUGGUACAGAAGAGAGAUUCUAACCUCACACUGCCUGGCCUCUAGCCAAUAAUGCCGGAGGAAGGCGCAGUCAUGAUGGACACAGAGCCAGGUGACUGUGAACCUGUCCAGUUACAGCCGUUCAUCCAUCAGGUGGGCGGUCACACCAGCAUGCUACGCUUCAACGAUGACACGCUCUGCAAACCACUGAUUGAGCGUGAACAGGUCUUCUACCAGGCCAUUCCCCGUGGUCUGAAGCAGUUCACUCCACAAUACAGAGGAGUGAUAGAAGUCCAGCUACACGAGGACAGUGAUGGCUAUAUCACACUGAUCGGCUACCCUCCAGACAGUGGCAAAGUCACCUUCCCCAGGAACACUUCCCCAGCCUCCAGUGAGAGUGAUACUGAUACUGCCAGCCCCGUCCUCAACACCAAACACAGACAUGACCGGCCAGGUGAUCCGUACAGCGUGCGCCUGCUGAGGAGUGGCAGCCUUGAAGUGAGCACUCAGACAGAAAAGGUGUUUCACAUGAACGAUCCCAAAUCAGGCAAGCAUGACAAGACGGAGGGGAUCAAUCCCUGGAGCCUGAAGUGCCACAAACGCCAACUGUCCAAGAUGAGGCGUGUUACACAAGGAGCCGGGUCAUUUACAAGCAAAUUUAUUUUACUGGAGAACAUAGCAGCUCAAUGUGAUUUCCCCUGUAUUCUCGACCUAAAGAUGGGCACUCGACAACAUGGUGAUGACGUCCCGGAGGCCAAGAAACAGAGCCACAUCAAAAAGUGUGAACAGUCGACCUCCAGUGUCCUUGGUGUUCGUAUCUGUGGCAUGCAGGUGUACCAGGCCAACACCCAGAAAUACAUCUGUCACAACAAAUACUACGGUCGUAGUCUGACAGUGGAUGGCUUUAAAGAGGCUCUGUGCCAGUUCUUACACAAUGGCCACCAGCUGCGGACAGAACUUGUACACGAGAUAGUGACACGUUUACAGGCCUUACACGAAAGUGUGACAGAGCAGGACACAUUCCGCUUCUACUCUAGCUCACUUCUUAUUAUGUAUGAUGGCGUGGUGGGUAACGGCAAUGGGGCCUCUGGUGGUAGACCGUCCCACUCGGCCAGGGAGCGUGGUAGACCGUCCCACUCGGCCAGGGAGCGUGAACUAGACCAUGAGGACAGUGACAGUAACACAAGUUCUGUGUCGGAGGGAGAUCAGCCCUCCAAUAGUCACUACCGUGGAUGGGUCCCAAAUGUGAAUGUGAAAAUGAUAGACUUUGCACACAGUACACACAGUGGUUUUCAGGGUGACAAAACUGUACACAAGGGGCCAGACCAGGGCUAUCUCCUUGGCCUUGCAAAUCUCAUCAAAAUGUUCAAUGAAAUUGUAGAUAGACCCCUCCCUGUGUAACAAUUCAUAGUCUGUGCAUAUUGACACGUGUUUAUGAAUUUUGUAAUUCUUAUGAUGUUGAUACCUCAGGCAAAAUUCACUGGACAUUUCCAAUGGCAGUCUGUCUCCGUCUUAUCUGAGGUGUAGAGGUUAUAUGGAGGUCAGCUAGAUGACUGGGGUCAUCUAGGCUAACAUGUUCAUAUCACGUACUACUGGGCGAUAUAGAAUCAGUGUAUGUUGCUUGUAUUUGUGUAUAUAUAUACUUGAUCAGAAGAUCUCUUUCAUUUUUUCCACAAAAAGCAUAUUGUCUCAUCAUUCAUCCUGAUUAACAGGACAUAACAGAGAUAGUAUGUUAGAGAUUAGAGUAUGUUAUAAUCAUAUCAUACAUAUGUUGGCCUAACUUAGCACUUCUGUUACAUGUAUGAGUUUGUGAAUAGGCUUUGUUAGCUUCUGAAUUUUAUAUGAACACAUGUACAUGUAUUAAAAAUCACUUCACCAUUCUUUUCUCUAGUUGAUUAACUGGAAAUUGGAUUCGUUACUGAAGAUUUCCUAUAUGAUAGCAGGUUUCGUAGUUAAUUUUAAUAUUUCCAAAAUGUCACCAUCAUUAUUAUGAUGAAAUUCUUCAUGAAUUGUCAGUCUUGGAUGUUUUUAGUAUUGUGACCGGUUAGUUUUGAUUGCUUGUAUAUAUAACAACUCAUGGAUUGUAAUUGGUUUAAGCAUUAUUAAGAGCUUCAUCAAUUUUGCACACUGAUUUUAAUAUGUUGAUAACUUUUCAUCUAUCAUUUUAAUCAUUUUAAUGGUCACUAUAUUGAUUAUUGAUAUUCCAUCAAUAUGUUUCAUAUGGGUAUUUAUUUAUCAAAAAUCUGAGUGAUGUCUUCAAAAGGCAUGAACAUCAGCAUAAUUGUAUGAAGGUCAAGGUUGCAACCAUAGCCGAUAUGAAGGUCAUAAAGAGGCUACAUUAAGAGAUGACCUCAGAAGGCAAGAGGUCGUGUUGGUGACCUGAUCAAGGUCAUGGAGUUGACCACAGUAAAGAGAAGAGAUGUGAGCUCAGAUAUAUACAGAGGUGCAAUAUGUGUUGUGCAGAUAUUCUGUGAACUUCGCCAUACUUGACCAGUUUACCUGUCAGUUUUACUGUUACAUGGUAAUUAAUGGACAUAUUUAUAUAUCUCAACAAUAUUUUAUACAGAGCUGUUGAUUUUAAAGAAAAAUGUCUACAUGAUAUUUAAAACGAUUUCUUAUCUGAAUAUUUUCCACAUUAAUACAUUUACCUCACGUACUCAAUUAUUACUCCAGUAAUGCUUUUCUGUGGAACGGUAUAUGUUAAGGAAUUUUGGUCCAUUCUUAUCUCAUAUUCAUACAGACUUGUUUAUCUUAUUUGACACAUAUAAUGACUGUUACAUUAAUGGUAGUGGAUACAGGAUUCAUGGAUUCCAAGUAUUGAGGU